Elaeis guineensis (African oil palm) is the source of this 1585-nucleotide messenger RNA. RefSeq lists its product as uncharacterized. The record is from RefSeq and is a predicted model, not a curated record. NCBI's taxonomy places the organism in Eukaryota, Viridiplantae, Streptophyta, Magnoliopsida, Arecales, Arecaceae.
GCGCGCAGCGAUCGAUCCCUCCCAUCCCCACCGAAGGCCCGCCGGAACCGCAGGCCCAGGAGACCCCCCAACCUCGCCCCAUCGCCCAAACCCCGUCUAAUUCUAACCAUGUCCACUGCGACCUCCUCCACUAUCACCGCCAGCAGCACCCGCACUCACCACCCCUCCUCCUCCUCCUCCACCGCCCAAUCCGCCACCCAAGCCUGCGCCGUCUGCAAGUACCAGCGCCGCAAGUGCAACCCCGACUGCACCCUCGCCCCCUACUUCCCCGCCGACCAGCAGCGCCAGUUCCUCAACGCCCACCGCCUCUUCGGCGUCAGCAACAUCCUCAAGAUCAUCCGCCACGUCGAUCCCGUCCAGCGUGCCGAAGCUAUGCACUCCAUCAUCUUUCAGUCCAACGCCCGCGCCCAUGACCCCGUCGGUGGAUGCUACCGUAUCAUCCUCGAGCUCGAGCGCCAGCUCGAGCAUGACACCGCCGAGCUCGCCCUCGUACUCCGCCAGCUCGCCAUCUGCCGCGCCCAGGCCCAAGCUGCUCUAUCCCCCGGCGCAGCCGACGUCACCAUCAAUCCCAAUCUCAUUCUAAGCACCGGCGACGACACCGGCAGUGAUGCCAUCUACGGUAGCCAUCAAAGCAGCCUUGUUCUUCCGAUGCAGCAGCAGCAGCAACCACAGCAACAGCAGUACUACGAUUAUUUCUAUUAUGAUGGUGGUGGUGACAACCCAGCCAGCAAUGAGCAUCAUAACACUAAUAACCAUAGCAUGACUAAUAGCAAUAGCAUUAACAAUAAUAACCAUCAUAAUUAUAAUAAUGCUGGGGUGGAGAUGGAAGUGCCGACUUCGUCGAUGCUGAGCCUGCACCCGCAGCAGUGCAGGGUUGACGACGAGGCUGUGAAGCCGCUUGUCGAUAUGUUCGAGGACAGGCAGGCGUUCACGAUAGGGGACGACGAAGAGGAAUCUGCCAAGAAUUUUGCUGCUACCGUCGCCACCGCCGAACCAUUCCAGUGCAGUGGUAAGAUGGAUUUGAAAGAGGAAUUAAAUCCAGUUGAGGAUGUUCCAGAGCAUGAUCUGAAAGGCGCCGCUUCCUUGUUUACGCUCACAAAUUGUACAAGCUCUUCCAUAUGAUUUUUUUUUUUUUAGAUCCUGCUCUAUUUUUUCUUUCCACCACAUCUUUUUAGAAAUUCUUUUUUUUUGGAGAAAAAUACAUUUCUUGGUUUCUUUGUGACGGAGUACGCAUGGAGAUUCCUUAUAAGCUAUGAAGGAGUAUAUAUGGAGAUAUCAACAUUGCUAUAGGUCUAUUCACAAAUAUAUUUUCAGCUCAAUAGAUGCUAUAUUGAUGCAAAAGAGAAGGAUGUAGAUGUGCUAAUAAUUCUAUGACCUCUUUAUAUAUUGUUCCACAGAGAGCAUGUGGAAAACCUUUGACACGCUUGAUCUGCACUGCCAGAGAUAUCCUCGUCCUAUUAAAACAUUGUCAUCAAUAAGAUUUUGAUCGGGCAUGCAUGUGAUCGAGAUGCUUCUAAAAAACAUGGUUAUAUUAAUCAAAUGCUUUUAAUCUCAUUUUUUUUCUUUUCACUUGUUCAUAAGCAUC